Molecule: messenger RNA, 388 nt
Organism: Xylona heveae TC161
Lineage: Eukaryota; Fungi; Ascomycota; Xylonomycetes; Xylonales; Xylonaceae
Exons: 4
Coding region: 44-388 (114 amino acids)
Source: RefSeq, a predicted model, not a curated record
ACAACUCCAAUUGUCAAUAAUCAGAGCUUGAAGCUGAUUCAAAAUGAACACUGUCAAAUCAUUCUGGCUAGGAUGGGGCUCGCUUUGCGUUGCUGGCGGAGUCGCCUACGUUUUCGCCAAGCGCUCAAUCAAUGAAGACCGCGCUGCCCGUCACGACGCGUACUUGAAGCGCCAGAGACUGAUUAGCGAUUUGGAAAAGGAUACAACAUCCCCAUCACCGUCGACUGCCCGGAGCUACGAUACAGCAGGUAGCCCAAGCCAAGAAGCCAGUAGCGAUCCUGCGCCGACGAGACAUGAGGCUGAGAAUGAAGGCCAGCGGGUACUAGAGAAGAGCAAAUACGAGACAACAGAGCCAUUUCGGUCGAGGAAAGGAGAUAGAUUUUCUUAG